GGAUUGCUAUGGCAACAGGUUGCCAGUAGCGACGGGGUACCACUACAUCCCUGCCUGUGUGUCUGCGGGGAUGAGCGGCGCGUCAGGACGAGCAGAAAAAAACAAGCAGCGGAGCAGCAGAGGGUGAGGUCUGCCCGGCUCAGUCAGCAAACAGAAAAAUAACCACUGCGAGGCGGUUUUUUCUGUCAUGAAGUGAGGAGCCCUGCGGGUCUGCAACAAGGACAGCUCGCUGUUGUUGUUCUGGUGAGAGUCUGAACACAGAACCGUCGGAUCUGCCAGGAUGGAGAGCUACCGCUGACGGAGAUCCCCGAGCUCCCUGACAACAACAGGUCUUAUCCACUGAGCGAGCACCAACUUCCCCUCCUAAAUCUUUCAGCAACCGACAAAGAGCUGGAGCCGAGACGAUCAAGCAUGGAUGUGCCCCGGAUGGCUGAGGGCCUCUUCAGCAGCACGCUGUCCUCGUCAGGUGGCGGCCAUCACGUACCAUCCUACCUGACGCUGGAACAGAAGGCCGCCUUCAUCUUCGUGCUGCUGCUCUUCAUCUUCCUGGCCCUCCUCAUCGUGCGUUGUUUCCGCAUCCUGCUGGACCCGUACCGCAGCAUGCCCUCAUCCAACUGGACAGAUCACACCGAGAAGGACACGUUCGAUUACCGCAUCGUCUGAGGAGCCCCGAGGGUGCGUUACAUUUGCACAAAUUAGAAAAUAAAUAAAAAAUAAAAAACUGAUUUGAUGCGUAAAGAGCGCUUUGACCCGAAGAACAAAUGACAGCUGAUUCACCAGGAAAACAGCUUUCAGAAAAUCUUCUGAAGGUGUGACUGAAAAGAAGUACGAUGGCGGAUUGUCGUCAAAAUGAGCGCCAACCAGAGUUCAACAGCUUCUCCCUGCCAAAUCUGAAAAUUCUCAACUAUAACAAGACAACCAGAACUAUGCUAUGAAGAUUAUCGACGAUCAAACCCUCAGUCCAAGCGAUACCCAUGACUUCCAUCCCCCUCCAUCAGUUCUCCUGUGGACUACCUCGUUCCUCCUCCAUCUCACGUGUGGAAGACUCACAUCGCACACAGGGUCGAAUAUCUUUUAAGGUCCAAGCCAGUUGGAGAAAAACAGUGUUUACAUCUUAUCAUGUUUACGUCCUUAGAUUUUUAUUGAUAAUGUAGACAAUCAGUGUUUAAAAUAGUCGGUGAAAAAUCAAGUUUAUAGUUUAGAUUGUUGAGAUUUUUUUUGUGUGUGUAUUUUGUCUUAAUUUGUGGACAGAUGCGAGAGGUCAAAAGACUUUGUGUGAGUGAUAUGAUUCAGGCGAAGAGGAAUAAAAUGCCUUAUGUCUCUGUAAGAUGUUCUGUGGGGGUUGUUACCUUCUAGACAGCUGGGUAUCAAGGUCCUAAAGCAGGUUAAAUAAUCACUGUCGUGGAGAAGUUGUCCCUUUAAUGUUUUGGAGAGAUUUGAACAGCUAGUUGCCCGCAGUGAGUAACUAAGAGUGUUCUGUGUGUGCGAUAAAAAACUAUGUGUCCUUUCCGUGUUGGACAGGCCUUUGGUGUCCAUGUCUUUUAGAUGUCAACAACCAAAAGAGGUAUUGAAGAAAAAAUAACGUUUACUGUGCUGUACCGUGUGCCUAAUUUGAAAAAAAACAACAAAAGAUUGAUGUUCUAGGAAAAAGAAAGGAAAUGGGUUUCAUAUUUUUGUCUUUAAAUGUAGUUUUUUUGUGUGUCGUGCCCAUUUAAAGAAACUUAAACAGCAUUUUACUGCCUGCAGUUGGUAUAUUGACAGUUGGUAUGCCAGAUUCUGCAGAGUGUUGAUGGUGAAGAUGACGAUGCAUUUUCACAUCAAACCCUUUACGGACUGAUGUUGUGGCUCUUUUGUUGGGCAAUUUUUCAACUGUGCGCCUUAUAGUGUAGAUUGUUUACAGUAUCGUAGGUAGCGGAGACGCUGGAAAUCAGCCAGUCACUGAUGCGACUGCGUCUUUGCACUUCACGGAGAUGUCAUACAA
Molecule: messenger RNA, 1981 nt
Organism: Centropristis striata (black sea bass)
Lineage: Eukaryota; Metazoa; Chordata; Actinopteri; Perciformes; Serranidae
Product: cortexin-3
Exons: 2
Coding region: 412-663 (83 amino acids)
Source: RefSeq, a predicted model, not a curated record